UCCUUUCAAGGCAUCCUUGUCUUUCCAUAUCCCUCUUGAUCAGUCUUUGUUUUAGUAAAAAAAAAGCUUCUCUACCAGACGAUCAUGGCUCCCAAGGUUCACGGACCCUUAUUCUCCACCGCAACAAUGCGAGCCUUCGCUGUCCUCCAAGAGAAAGAAGUCGAAUUCGAGGCCGUCCCCAUUGAUAUGAGAGCCGGAGAACACAAGAAGGAACCUUUCCUCUCCCUCAAUCCAUUCGGUCAAGUUCCAGCCUAUGAAGAUGGAGAUCUGAAGCUAUUCGAAUCGAGAGCAAUAACAGCUUAUGUUGCCUACGAGUACCAUGGGAAGGGGACCGAAUUGGUUUACCAUGACACGAAGAAGAUGGCGAACGUGUGCGUUUGGUUGGAAGUGGAAGCUCACCAUUUCGAUCCAAUUGUUUCGAAGCUGGUUUUUGAGCAACUGAUAAAACCCAUGUUCAUGAACAAGGAACCAGACUCGGCUGUUGUGGAGGAGAACCAGAAGAAGCUAGGUGAUGUUCUUGAUGUGUACGAGGUCAGGCUAUCGAAAUCGAAGUAUUUGGGUGGAGAUGAGUUUACUUUGGCAGAUCUUCAUCACUUGCCGACGAUGCAGUACAUGAUGGGAACGUCAACCAAAGCGGUGUUCGAUGCUCGCUCCCAUGUGAGUGCUUGGGCUAAGGAUAUCUUGGCUAGGCCAGCUUGGAUCAAGACUCUCGCGAUGCAGAAACAAGCUUAAAACUUUAAAAGGGUGUUCAUGGUUUUUAGAAUGAAGACGACGAUGCAGCUGAGUAUAGUAAGAUAGUUUUAUGUUGUUGUGACUCACUGAGUUAACGUGUUGUUGUGUUGUGAUGAGUUUAAACAUUUUGUAGUGUUGACUUUUUUUGGGGGGGGGGGGGUGGGUGGUGUUGCCAGUUGCUGAUAAAUUAAGUAGAUAUUGAAAUCGAGAUUUGUCUUCAAUUGAUGUUUCGAAGAGGUUGAACGUUCAAAA
Macadamia integrifolia is the source of this 984-nucleotide messenger RNA. Its product is annotated as glutathione S-transferase-like. The record is from RefSeq and is a predicted model, not a curated record. NCBI's taxonomy places the organism in Eukaryota, Viridiplantae, Streptophyta, Magnoliopsida, Proteales, Proteaceae. The transcript has 3 exons. Gene Ontology annotation, molecular function: glutathione binding; glutathione transferase activity. The coding region runs from base 85 to 732 and encodes 215 amino acids. Gene Ontology annotation, cellular component: cytoplasm.